Messenger RNA from Gekko japonicus, 1425 nucleotides. RefSeq names its product coiled-coil domain containing 105 (gene TEKTL1). The transcript has 7 exons. The record is from RefSeq and is a predicted model, not a curated record. The coding region runs from base 1 to 1425 and encodes 474 amino acids. Lineage: Eukaryota; Metazoa; Chordata; Lepidosauria; Squamata; Gekkonidae.
AUGGCAGCUAUGGGACCUCCUGCCUACCUGGUGACAGGUCAGGUAGGCUCAGAAAAAUGGCACAAGGACAACAGCAGGACCGUCCAGAAAUCCAGCGAUCUGACGAAAGAUUGUGGGAAGAAAGCCCUUGACCUCUGGAGGGCCCCCCUGGCUCCUGGACAGCCUGAGGAGACACCCUUUGAGCGCAAGGCUAGGAAGGAAUCCUGGAAAUUUAAGCUGGAUGUGUCAUCAACUGGAGAGGUGAAAAGAAAGCCACCCGAAGGGCCCGGGGUGACCCUGUGGAAGUCCAAAGUCAAGCCUCCCCCUUGGGUCUGCAAGUUGGCCCUGCCCUGCUUCCGAGACUACUUCAACACCAAGAACAACGAAUUUGUGGCUCAGUACAGCAGGGAGACACGUCAAGUGGUGAGCCGCAUGCGCCAGGCCCUGAUAGAGAUAAAUGAGCAGUUCAAGGCCCUGGUGCGUGAGAGAGAACGGCUUAAUGCCACACUGGCCAGGAUCCGCCAAAGCCUCCUCACCAACAAGCAGACCCAAGUCAUCCGGGAGCACAGACCAACACCAGAGAAGGUGCCUGACAAGGUGGAUGCCUUGAUGAAAUGGGAGAAGAAGGAAUUACUAAAACAGAAAGUCAAGCUAGAAGGGAUGAUGGCCAUGUCAGAGGACCACCUUAAGGCACUGGGCACAUGUCGGCAAGCCCUGGAAACAGCGUGUGACGAACGCAGUCGUGUGUUGGACCUGAUGCCACAUCCCCUGCGCAUGGUUCUCCUAGCGGCUGGGCGUGACUCCUGGCUUGGACUGGGCCGGCCCUCGUCCCCCUGGGUAGAGCGAAACCAGACACCCAGGCCGGACCCCAUCGGACCUUACACACCAGAGUGUGCGGCAGCUCUCGAUGAUGCCCAGCGCCUCACCUUUGUUUCCAAGGAUGUGAUGCUGAAGGUGAAAGAGGCCAUCAAAGAGGCACAGGACACCCGCAACACAGCCCACAACUCCAUUGAGAACAGCUUGCAAGGCAAAAGGAACGAGACUCUGUGUCACAAGGAACGGCUAGACAUGGCCUUGGGAGGAACACGCGGCACCCUGCACCGCUGCCAGCGUUUCAUGCACGAGAUGAGCGUCACCCGAGGAAUGGUUCUGGGUCCUGACAGCAGCAAGUACUUGGAGACACGGGAGAAGCUGACACGGCCAAUGGUGCAGGUGUACCAAAGACAUGUCGGGACGCAGCUGCCCGAAGCAGCAAUCUUCAACCAGUCCACCGCAGAGUUAGAUCGCUCCAUAGAGGACACAGCCAAGAACAUUCAGAGCCUACGGGACACAAGGAACCACCUGCAGGAUUCACGACAAGGAGACUGGCUACGGUGUGGACGGCAGCAUCAAACGCCUACGACAGCGCCGCAUACACCCCCGCACCUGCCUGCAAGAGGCUCUUGA